Messenger RNA from Olea europaea var. sylvestris, 1884 nucleotides. Its product is annotated as protein IQ-DOMAIN 1-like. Gene Ontology annotation, molecular function: protein binding. The record is from RefSeq and is a predicted model, not a curated record. The coding region runs from base 80 to 1654 and encodes 524 amino acids. The transcript is spliced from 5 exons. NCBI's taxonomy places the organism in Eukaryota, Viridiplantae, Streptophyta, Magnoliopsida, Lamiales, Oleaceae.
UCAAACAACCCUUUUAACUUUUCUCUCUACUUUUGCUGGAUAUGUAGCAAAAUUUGGUGAAAAUUUACUACACUUUUCAAUGGGAAAGAAGGGAGGCACCUCAUGGUUAACAGCAGUCAAGAUGGCCUUCUGGUCUCCUGACAAAAAGAGCGGGAGGAGGAAAGUAGAUCAUCAACGAAGAGAAGAUGAGGAUGAAAAGAAGGAGAAGAGAAAAUGGCUGUUCAGGAAGGCUUCCAAUCAAGCUCACCAAGAGAGUGAAGCAAAGGUAGCAGCUGCAAAUAGUAGUGUUCUCUUACCUACUGAGCAGAGGCAUGCCAUUGCCAUGGCGGCAGCCACGGCCACAACAGCUGAAACUGCCGUAGCUACAGCUAAAGCUGCGGUGGAGAUAAUUCGGUUAACCGGCCAGCAAUCCAAGAUGGAUUCGAAUUCGAAUUCAUUUAGAAGACACUCUGCAGCCAUACUCAUUCAAACAGCUUUUAGAGGAUACCUGGCAAGGAGGGCUCUUGUUGCACUCAGGGGGAUUGUAAAACUUCAAGCUUUAAUCAGAGGACAGAAUGUGAGGAAACAAGCAAAGAUGACACUAAGAUGCAUGCAGGCUCUACUCCGAGUUCAGGCUCGUGUUCGCGAUCAACGUGCACGGCUUUCCCACGAUGGAGGCCGGAGGUCCAUGUUCGCCGAAACCACCAACUUGUGGGAAUCUAGGCACCUAAAAGACAUCAGAGACAGGAAGUCCAUGUCUAGAGACAGAACCUGUAUUAUCGAUGAUUGGAGGGACUGCCCACACACACUAGAAGAACUCAAAACAAUCUUGAAAGCCAGAAACGAAGCUGCUUCAAAUAAUGAUCAAAAGUCUCUGGCUUAUGCUUUCUCUCAACAGAUAUGGGAUUGUGAUUCAAAUCCAUAUGCAGAAGAAGAACAUGAGCCAGAGGAAGACAGUACGAAUUGGCUAGAUAGCUGGAUGAGCAGAGACUCCACAGAUCAUAAAAGAGAUUCAAUCAAGAACGUUGAAAUCGAUACCUCAAAUAUGAAUCUUCCCUCUAGAAAUUCACACUACCGUAGUCCAAUCCACAGACAAUCAUUCCCAAAUUUUGCUGCUUCUCCCCACCAUAGUUCAGUUUACAAUGUCCCUAGAGUCCCACAGCCAAUUACGCCAUCUCCAAUAUCCAAAACCAGAUACCUACAAGUGCGUUCAGCAAGCCCUAGAUGCUUAAAGGAGGAAAAAAGCUACUCAACAGCAAAUACUCCAAGCUUACGCUCCACUAGUACUCACCGCAUUAGCAGUAGUAAUUACCGCUACAAUAAUUGUACAAAUGAGGCUGCCGGAAAUGCUGCAAUCCCUAGUUACAUGGCGGCAACUGAAUCCGCAAAAGCUCGAAUUCGAUCGCAAAGUGCUCCACGACAAAGGCCCUUCACGCCGGAAAGAGAUAGAAGCGGAUCGGCGAAGAAACGGCUGUCUUACCCGAUACCCGACCCGCAUUUUCUGAAUGUCGGGUUUAGGUGUCCAAUCAGUAUAAGCCAGAAUUUAAGAAGUCCCAGCUUCAAAAGUGUUCAAGCAGGCUAUGUAGGAAUGGAGCAACAGUCAAAUCGAUCUGAUAGCAUUGGUGGAGAAAUUUCUCCAUGUUCAACUACUGAUUUGAGAAGGUGGUUAAGAUGAGUUUCCCUGCUUAAUUCCGAGAAAAUUAGCUAAAAAAAUCUUUGAGCCCUAAUUGUUGUGUUUUUCCCAAUUUGAUAGAAGAACGAGGCAGCAAGAGUGUGUGAUAUCUUUGUCCUGGGUUUUUAGCUAAAAGUAGAAGUGAAGAAGUUGGAUAUUCUUAUGGUUUCCUUUUCCAAGCUUAUCUAAUUUUCCAUAGAGUUCAUUUAGAUAUGGCAAUUGAUUUUAUUUUU